AUGACCAGUUGUCAACAAAUCGUGGCGUCUGGUAAGUGUUGUCUAAUUCUGGGCCUUAACUUUUAUCCGCCUAAGAAGACGACCUCACUAGCGGACAAGAAAGCCAGUAUAUUGAGAUUUUUCCAAGGGGAAUACUCAAUGUACAGCAUGAAAGAACUAGAAAAACUCAUCCCCAAGAAUUGCCCGGGUGUUUCUUCGAUGCUAGUCAAGGAUCUCGUCCAGCAGAUGAUAGACGAAGACGGGAUAAUCACGGUGGAAAAAUGCGGGAACGUGAACGUUUACUGGUGUUUUGAGAGCCAGAUCCAAAUGAAACUCGUGCAGGAGAGAGACCAUUUACAGCAGAAACUGCAAGAUACCACUGAAAACAUCGCCGCUACAAAGCAGAAGCUUGCAGAUGACAAAAAAGGUUUACGUAGCAGUGUAUUUAGCGUGCAAGGCAAACAAAAACGGAGAGACACCGUUCUGGAAGAACUCAAGGAUCUCGACAAUAAGCUCAAGCAGCUCAGAGCCAAUUACGAUAAAGUGUCGCAGCACAAAUGGAACAAGGACAAAAUCGCCAAGAAAACUCGAGAUCUUUCUGCGGCGAUCCGAAACCUGGACACGAUCACCGACAAUAUCGAGAUUAUCGUUGCGUUCCUGUGUCACGAGUUUUCAAUCGAUGGGAACGAUCUUCGUACUGAACUCAACAUUCCAGAAGAGUUCAAGGAGUUCCCAGAAUUGGCGCCCAUGAAUCUUGUGCAGGAUACCAACGCAACCGCCCGUGAAUGA
This is a messenger RNA of Lachancea mirantina, 768 nucleotides long. NCBI's taxonomy places the organism in Eukaryota, Fungi, Ascomycota, Saccharomycetes, Saccharomycetales, Saccharomycetaceae. The record is from the annotation of a GenBank genome assembly.